GGUAAUGGAGCAUCUAUGUCUCCCAUAGUGAUUCCUCUCUCUAGUCUUUUAAGGAGUGGGGCUUUCCUUGAAAAUUUCUGUGAAGUUUUUUCUUUGGAGUCUCAGUUUGAUGAAUUCCUUAUUUUAAUAGCUUGAUUGAGCAAAAUCUUAAUAUCUCUCUGGAUAUUGGUUUUAGAUGAAGCGUUAAAUGUUCUUUGUCUAAUCAUUGGCAUUUCAUUCGUAAUAUUUGUCGGCAAGCCAAUAGCACAUACUGUAUUUCUAGCGUUCUUGGUGGCAAGACAAGGUUUAAACUUCGAUUCCUUGUUGAUACCAAACUUAAAGUGGAACAUUGACCCAGACAUGUUCUUUUCAACGUUUGGAGACAUUUUGACUGCAGAGGCUGAAGCAUUCUCACUGAGAAGCUCUUCAGACAAAUUCUCAUCGAAUUCAAGGGAAUAGUUCAUAUUUAU
Messenger RNA from Moneuplotes crassus, 449 nucleotides. The record is from the annotation of a GenBank genome assembly. Lineage: Eukaryota; Ciliophora; Spirotrichea; Euplotida; Euplotidae.